Molecule: messenger RNA, 7298 nt
Organism: Aedes albopictus (Asian tiger mosquito)
Lineage: Eukaryota; Metazoa; Arthropoda; Insecta; Diptera; Culicidae
Product: Ig-like and fibronectin type-III domain-containing protein 1
Exons: 16
Coding region: 1652-6070 (1472 amino acids)
Biological process (GO): cell-cell adhesion
Molecular function (GO): protein binding
Source: RefSeq, a predicted model, not a curated record
UUUACGAAUCACGUGCGUAUCCGCCACCCAGAAAGGGGGGCCACUACCACAGUUGCGGCAAACAGCUGCUUCUGCUUCACCUCCCUCGCUGCCACCAGCCAAUUCCUUGCAUCGUGUCGUCGCGUAGUCAUCCGUCCGUCGUCGUCGUCGUCCUCCCAUAAUCUCGCUUGAGCGCGCUCCAACCGUUGUUGCGGCGGCGUUGUCGGAAAGUUAUAAAACACUUUGCUCCGCUCAGAGCGCCGUUCAGUUCGCGUCGAGACUUGGUCGUGUGCGGAUCUUUCCCGAUUUGUGGACCUGCCCCCCGCGGUGUUUUUGGCGCCCACUGUAGUGUGUCCUGUGCUAGCUGUUCGUUCCGAUCGUUCGUGUGUCUGGUUCUAUAGUUCUAGAGGAGCGAAGUUUGCUUCCUCCUUCUCCCCCUGAAAGGUGCGAUAACGGAUUAAGAAAAACAAAUUUCCCGUCGAUAGGCGGAGAGGCUCGUCGUCGUCCUUCGUGGAACUUGUGGUGGGUGUAUGUGCGGUGUGGGAGUGUGUGCUGCUCAGGCAUAUCCCCCGAAAAGGAUCAACCCUUUCUUUCGCGGAACGGGUACGAGUGUUUUGCAAGGUGGUACUUGAGAUUUUUUUUGUGUAACUCUGGUGAUUGAAGAAGAAGAGAGAGUUUGAAGAAACCCAUCAGUGGAGGAAAUACUACAUUACUUAUUUACAGUGAAUGAAUUAUCCAGUGCCAGUAACACGUUGUGCCAGUGUUCAUUGACACGUGCUCCCGGGCAAUUGAAUAAAAAUCAACUCGGAGUUGUUUUGUGCCGAUCCGGUCUACGCGUGGAUUCGUGGAAAGAAUCACAAUCGUUCAAAAAUUCAGAUCCACCAGUGCUAAUCACGGAUUGCGCACCAUCUGGCGGUGUUUGUUUUUGUUUUCACUUUCCACCCGAGAGAGUUGGCGGCGGUGGACGCAGCAAUUUGAUUAGAUUUUUGUUUUGCACAAGCAGAACGCGGGAGCAGUUUGGAAUUUCGCGCGCGCUCAUCAGACGCAGCUGCUGAAAGUAAACAAUUCGUUUUUUUCUCGGUUGGAUACAAAUUGGACGGAGGGGAUUGUUGCGACCCGGGCGAAUAACGGUGGAACAAUAGAUUGAGUGUUUUUAGAGGAAAGGAUCAAGUGUUUGCGUGAGACGUUUAGUUCCAGAAGUGAUACUGUAACGGAAUUCUACGAUUUUCUGGCAGUGGUGAAAUCGGUGUGCAGUUUGUAAAAGUGAUUUGGAAUAAAAAAGCUGCAGUUGAAGGAAUAUUACUAGACAAAUCUUAGUGCAGUAACUGAUCGGUGGACUUCAGGAAAGCUUGAUUUUCGGUUUAUGCUUGGAUUCCUAGACAGAGUUCUUAAUUCGAUUGGAAUAUCAACACAAAUUACUGAUCAUCGGUCAAAGAUUGCUGAAGCCAUCCAUCUAUCUUCAAUCUAGUGAUAUACAAAGACUUUGCUGAAUUACACAUUUCUACUGCUUGCAACCGAUGAUACUCCAUUGAAUGACCAAACUACCGGAUCCCACCGUCGUCGUCGUCGUCGUCUGUCACGCCAUCACACCGUUUUCCGUCGUGCUGAGCCUCCGCGCCACCCAAAACUAACCCAGCCUGAGCCUGAACUAAACCGCCACCCACUAAUAGACAUGCUGCGGUUGUUGCGUGUAACCAGAAAUCCUCUCGAGCCGGCACCAUCGCUGAGGACAGUCGGUCUGCUCUUGCUAGUCGGGCUCGCGCUCCUGGACCGCAAUGUUGCACUUGCGGUCGAUCCCGUUGGAACCGGUGGCCCUUCGAUGGUUCACGAAGGUGAGGACGCGCUGCUGACCUGCGUUGUAAUGACCCCGUACAACAAUGACACGGUUCUGUGGCGAAAAGGUCCCAACGAAAUCCUGUCGGCGGGCAUGAAUCGCGUUACCAGCGAUAAACGCAUCAGCAUUCUGCACGACGACUCGCCCAAAGGUAGGAGCCCGCUCGGCGGCGACGUCUGGGUUCUGCUAAUUAAGGAUGCCCGCCAAAACGAUAGCGAUGUUUACGUGUGCGAAGUGAAUAGCGAUCCGGUCGUGCGAAGUUUCCAUCCCCUGAGAGUCAAAAAGGCAAAGAAAGCAAAUACCACCGACGCCACAAGCACAACAGCAGCAGGAACAUCCGAGUCAACUACUUCCCGGUCCAAUGCAGAGCCAACAUCCGACGACGAGGACGAGGACGAGGACGACAACGAAGAUGAAGAGAUAACACCCGACGGAGUGCCACCCAUUACACAUGACUUCACCGGUUGCUGCCAAGCCAACAAUGUCAGUGAAGCGUGCUUGGGAUUCUGUGUGCUGCAUAACAUUUUGGAUGGAGCCACCGGAGUGGAACCGGAGCAAUGCGAAAAGGACUUCCCCAACAUUGUACGGUGCAUGGCUGACGGACGGAACCACGUGCCAUGUUGCUUGGAAAAAGGCAUUCCCGAUCUCUGCCAGGACAUGUGCCGCGGCGAGUACACCCCCUUCACCGACCUGCUGAAAUCUCGAGUAUCCUGCGUCCAGCACACACUCCCCGGGCUGCAGUGCAUUCUGGACAACAUCCAAAAGCUCCCAUCCGAACCGCAAGCCAUUUCCGUUGAAGCGCUUACGGAGCGUUCGCUCCAGGUCAGCUGGUCCCCACCGGAACGGCUAGCCAAAACCGUCAAGUACUACCAAAUCAAUGCAACCAAGUUGCACUCGUUCGAUCAGGACUUCCUGGCGAACGCCACCACCAAAGAUAGUUUGAUAAGCAUUCAAGUGUCGGCCGAUCAAAGCUCGGCCAUAGUUAGCAACCUAGAACCGUUCACCAUGUACACCGUGACCGUCAGUGCCCACAACGAUUUCGGAUCUAGCCUGCCGAGCAUCCGGAUUCGUGCCCUAACGCUGGAGAACGGGGUGGUUAAUAAGGAAACCAGCGUCGCCGUUGUUCCCGUGCUGCCAGACGUCCGCGGCUGCUGCAUGAAGAACGGUGUAAGCCACCGUACCUGUCUGGAUAAAAUGUGCGACCCGGUGAAAGCAGACUUCACGGAAGUGCCGGACCUGAUGGUGUGCGCGCCGUGGGCAAACAUCACGUUCGCCUGCCUGGCCAACAAAAUCGAUCACACCCCAUGUUGCAAAUCACGCGGCAUUCCGGAUGCCUGCCUACCGUUCUGCUCCGGAACGGUUCGGGCUAUUAAUUUCAACUACUUCAAGUGCCUGCAGUACAUGUCCGACUACAGCAGUUGUCUGUUGCAAGGCUACGGGGUGUUGUCGGGACCACCGUCGAAACUGAAGGCUCCACUGAUUGCGCCGCACUUUGUUGUACUCGAAUGGAAGCCGCCUAAGAUUUUGCCCGAUACGGUAACUUCGUACCAUCUGCACUAUCGAAGACUGGGUAGUGGUGAAGAGUACGCUGUCUUAGAGAAGGAACAAGCGCCGGUGAUUGUUGAAGAUUUGGAGGCUGGCCAGUAUUACGAAGCGUUCGUGGUCGCUGUGAACGCACAUGGUAAGGGUGGACCUUCUCCGCGACUUGUGUUCCAGACGAAGCGCGAGAGUCAAGCAGAAGUCAGUACUCCCUCGUACAAUAUGACUGCUUGUUGUCAUGCAUCUGGACUGCUACCACAAUGUGCUCCCCUGUGCAGCUACGACGUUAAAAUGUCCGACCUACAAAAACUCGGUAACACAUGUCGAGGUCAAAUCGCCACGAUCGUUCGGUGUAGCGCUGGUGGCCGUGAUCACACAUCAUGCUGCGGACGUCGAGCUGUUCCACCAAAGUGCCAAUCCCUGUGCCGAGGAGUGAUAACACAAUCUCCAGCUGAUUGUCUACCGUACGCCGGAAACAUCAUACAAUGCUUCGAGGAAGGCAUUGGUCAUAUCCCACCGCCGGUUGAAGAUCUGCACGUAACGUCUGUAACUAAUACUAGUAUUUCGCUAGCAUGGGUUCCUUCGGAGACCGAUGUCAAUAAUACGGAUACAAAGCAAACAGAUUACGUCGUACAAUACGGAAAAGUUGACAACAUGACCAUGUACGAAACUAUUAUCAAACUGGAGAACGAGGUGAACACUACGGAAACCGACAUCGAAUUGAACAACCUUGAACCAAAGGCCUUAUACAGAAUUACCGUAAUUGCUCGGGGUCUUCACGGUACCUCACUUCCUUCAUCCAUGCUCCUGAUCAACACUUCGCGAACGGACAAGGCCAGUACUGUGUUUGGUGCCCCUUCACCACCGCAUUCGUUGUCCGUCUCAUCUCACAGCGCAACUUGGAUAAAUGUAGCGUGGCAACCUCCGGAGUUCUCUCAUCCCCACGAAACCAUCACCUACCGAGUGAUCCACAAAGUGGCAAACAAUUUUACGGUGAUCGAUACUCGCCUCCUGGGUGUACGCAUUGCUAACCUCCAACCUAACACCCAACACAUCGUUUACGUGGUUGCCCUGGGUGCCAAGGGAACCAGUUUACCCUCGGAAACCUUGGUCGCGUGGACCGAUCCGGCUCUUCCUGCUUUCGUUGACCCUCCGACGGUUCACCCAUCGGACAUCAUUUCCGAAGGCGGUUCGAUGACAAUUCUAUGUUUGGCAUUGGGCAACCCAGCUCCUACUAUUUCGCUCUACGUAGGUGGGCACCUAGUCCGCCAGGAUACCUCUCGGCACAUGAUCACUGUGAUACACAACGUUACCAUCGAUAUGGAGCACAUUUCGUGCUAUGCGGACAAUGGCUACGGAAUUCCAAUGCAGGCCUCCAAAAAGGUUAACAUCAGCUUCGCUCCCCGUAUUCAGGCCUCCGGAAUCACCGUCGCAUCGGUUGGUGAAUCCGUUGACCUGAAGUGUUCAGUGCGAGCGCGGCCCAUCCCGAAGACUAUGUUCUGGCGCGAUCACGAUGGACGAGUUCCGGUCAUUCAGGGUGGAAACUUCGACAUGUCCAUGAAGAACGAUGUUGAUGACUCCUCUUUGUACACGAUGACCCUUACAAUCAACAAACUGUCAGGCCAAGAAGUCGGGGACUAUUUCUGCCAUGCAGAAAACGCUCUCGGUUCAUCGACUCGUGCCGUUUCGGUUCGCAUCCGUAAUACAGCUGCCUCGACCAACAUCUCCGAGUGCUGCGUAACGCAGAAUGUUUCGUCUGCCUGUAUGAGUGCCUGUUCGUUCUACAUCGACAUCGAAAGUGUCAUCGAUCGGCCGGAAUGUAUCGUGGACUUCGACAAGCUAAUGAAGUGCGCUGCCGAUGGAUCGGAUCAUCGAGGUUGCUGCGCUUCCAAGGAUAUUCCUCGGCGGUGCUUGAACUGGUGCCGUGGAGAACCUAUUUCACCGCCGGGUACAUGUGCCUUACAGCAUACGCGAACCAUCGUGGGAUGCUUCCAGGAAAAUAGGGAACGACUACCGGGACCACCGCAGAAUCUGCAGGUUCAAAUUCUGAACGAUGAGGAAGCUAUUAUUCGAUGGGAACCACCGGUCAAGAACCCGCACACCGUCGAAGGCUAUCGGGUGUUCUGGCACGAUCUGGAACCGGUGUCGGACAACCUCUCGAACGUGAUCAGCGGUUUGGGUACCAGCCGGCUCGAUGCCAAGGAAACCAGCAUCAAGCUGGAAGGUCUCAAGCCGGACGUGAUGUACGAACUGGUCAUCAAGGCCGGAAAUCACUUCGGAGCAUCGAUCCUGUCGGAACCGUUGCGAUUCACCCUGGGUGAUCACCACAUUACGUCGGCUUCGCAGGCAUCGAACGCUGGGGUGAUCAGUGGUAUCAUUGCUGGAAUUUUGGCGAUUGCUCUGGCGAUCGCAGCACUUGUGAUAAUGAAGAAGCGCAGGAUUGGGCAGAAACAAGCCGCUAAUGGGGGCGUGGCCUUCGAGAACCCGAGCUAUCUGCGCGAGAUGAACGUGGAACAUGUUCAGAUCCCAGCCGUUUCCGGCCAACCCGGCACCGAUUGGCGGCAGGAGUCGCUGCACACCGCCAACGGGACCGCCACCACCGGUCUCAGCAGCCAGGAGAACUCGGUCGUCCCGAUGGCCAACGAGGUGAACCCAUCGUUGUACGAGGAGCUUAAGCUCGGUCACGAUCGAGCGGGAUUCAAAAGACUUGUUUCUUAGGAAUUGGCCAAUGCUCCUGCACCCCAGAGUGGCUAGAGCUGGACACGCGGGUAGCAGUAGCGAGAGAGAGGGAACGCAAAGUGUACUUGUAAAUAAAACCAACGGACAGUUUUUAGAUGUGAUCAAUUGUGGGACGGAUAAGGAUGUUGAUGACGAUGAUGUUUGAUGAUGGUCAGUACUUUGCCGUUCACGUCAUCUGUUUUUACCGUAUUAUUCGUGAUCCGAGCGUAAGAUUAUGAAGAAUUUCUAGGUGCUGAAUCAGAUUUUAUAGGGUUAGAUAAAUUUUGUAAUAGGAAAAAGUUAGUAAACGUUUUCUACACGCAACAAACGCAGAAUUCAGCUAGAAACGAAACUUGGAAGCACAUACACACAACAGCUAGGUUUAGACUUUGAUUUGAUUAGACACAUGAGAGUAGUAUUGACGACAGCCGCCACCAGCCGCGAAACCAGAACAAUAAAAGGGCAAACAAUUUGGAUCCUGUCAACACGUGUUUCUGAAAGUACUUGAUGGGAAAAAUUAUAAGUACGUUUUGUAUGAAAGUGACUUUGUGUUGACUGGAAAUAACACGCAUUACCUACCACCUCCACCAGCAGUAAUCUAGUCAAAACGAUGAAACACCAAUUCACCGUAGACGAAACCAUCAGUUCACCAAUGAAGAAAUGCGAAGCAACAUAUUCUACGUCCAUCUCCAAGAUGGCUCCAACACGACCAGUGGCAAUAAUUCGUUAAGUUACCUUUUAUCCCAUUCGAAUGAAAUAGUUAUUUAUUGGUUCAUUGUGCGUCAGGUAUCUGGGCGUCAUGCAGUGAUUGUCGAUCAUUGAGUUACAAAAUAAAAUCCCACGAAAUCAAGGAAAUCACUGCAUACCAUGUGGUGUGUGAGUUUAAAGGCAUUGACGUAUUUUAAAUUAGUGCAUGUCACAGCAGCUGUGAACCAGGCACGCAAGCACAUUUUUAGGGUAACAUAAGUUGAUCAUUCGAUAGAUUCGAAAGAAACGAAACAAAUGAAUCUCAAACGAGCAGUAAAAUUUUAAUUUAAACUAUGGAGACACAUGUACAUAGGAAUGGUCAGUGCGUGAGAAAGGAAACAUAACAAUACAUUCUUAUUCGGUUUAAAACAAUGUGAAACGAACAAAUGAAAACAUUGAUUGUUGUUGAGGAUGUAAAGAAUUUGUUUGUAAAAGGAACCACUAGAGAAGCAAUAAAAGCAACUAGUUUUAUAAUAAACUU